This is a messenger RNA of Cyphellophora attinorum, 1500 nucleotides long. RefSeq lists its product as uncharacterized. Bases 1 to 1500 code for a protein of 499 amino acids. Gene Ontology annotation, biological process: meiotic DNA double-strand break formation; DNA recombination. The transcript has 3 exons. The record is from RefSeq and is a predicted model, not a curated record. Lineage: Eukaryota; Fungi; Ascomycota; Eurotiomycetes; Chaetothyriales; Cyphellophoraceae.
AUGAGUGAUGAGUCGGCUGUGACAACGACGAGCUUCGCCAACACCGACCCUGGCCUUCCAUCACCGGCGUCCAUCGCACUUGCCCAUGCUAUCAUUCGCACAAAGCCGCCAGAUGCAACUAUUGACGAGUAUAUCGACAGACUCAGCAACAGCUUCCUCUACGCGGAGACUCCGAAGACAGCUCGAGAUCCUGUCGCUGGCUUCAGCUCUACCAGCUACUGGAAAUCGGAAUGUUUGCGUGCUCAGGCACAGAAACUUGAAACGGAGAUUGAAGUUCAACAGCUAAGAGAAGAGCUCGACCUAAUCAGACUGGAUGGUCCAUCGGGAAAGGGCCGACACACGGCAGGAGACAGACUGACGACGAAGGCAAAUACUCAAACCAAGCGAGGCGCCGAUCGCAGCAGGAACCUACCGAGCACCAAGCCUACAGUUGAGCCGGAGAUCUCGGUCGAGCUCACAGGAGAUCCCGAUAUCGAUGGCCUCCUGCGACAUAUGCGCAUACUCUAUACUCACAACGCCAACGAAAACAUCGACGUCGGGUCCCUCUACAUCAGGCUUGGGUCUGCUUGCUGCUGCCUCAACAAGCUUGCCUCACGACCCAAUGAGCUAGCUCCCAGGAUAGCUCCGAUAUGUCAAUGCCUCUACCGAUCUCUUGCCAGCAUUUCAGACAUGUCUCUAGCAAAGCAAGUCUGCGUCAGACUGGUCCGGGUGUUUGCUACUACCUUGCAAGACCUAUAUCAGGAGGGUGUUGAUGAAGUCGCCCGUAAAGACCGUGAGGAGCAAAACAGGGCAAAGAACCACAAGCCAAACAGCAAAGCAGUCAAGAGCACCGCCAUCGAGGACGACAAGAGAGCCAAAAUGUACCGAGCUAAUCUCGUUAAGAUCAUGUCGUGCAUGAUUGGGACCAUUGACCUCAACCACACGGCACACAUCUGGUUGUACGAGGGCCUGGCGUCCUUACUGCUCGAUCACAUCGGGUCAGAGUUGUCCUACCUGAUCUUCAUUGAUCCCGCAGACCCCGGCCCUGGUCUUCUACCGGUGAGUGGCCUACUCGAUGAUCCGGACGUCAGCCCGGACGCCGCAAUAGCAGCCGCUGAACUGAACGCGCCCUCCUUCGUUGCGCUGUUACGAUGCCUCCUUAGCAAAGUCAGAGCCAAAGGCAAGCGUUCAUCAACUGCAAGGAUAUUGGCACGUUCACACAUGGGUACCACGGGCGAUGAUGAGCGCGGAAAGUUUCUGAGAACUAUUGAAAAGCGUCUGCAAAACACCCUACUGUCUGGCAUGUUCGGCACAGAAGACGAGGAGUUUCGAGACUGUCUCUGGCGCCCAGACGAGCCCGACGAUCUAGAGCUGCAGGAGGCUGCUGCGCUGGAGGAAGAGGAGAGAGGAGAAGGAGAUCAUGCUGGCGGGUCCAAGAAGGACUGGUUUAUUGCGCAAAUGUGGGAGCUUCUUGGGUGGGAUAUUUUGGCUGACAGCUUCAGCACUGUACCUGUACACUAG